Trichechus manatus latirostris (Florida manatee) is the source of this 2962-nucleotide messenger RNA. RefSeq names its product heterogeneous nuclear ribonucleoprotein U like 2 (gene HNRNPUL2). Bases 328 to 2541 code for a protein of 737 amino acids. Gene Ontology annotation, cellular component: membrane; nucleoplasm. The transcript is spliced from 14 exons. Lineage: Eukaryota; Metazoa; Chordata; Mammalia; Sirenia; Trichechidae. Gene Ontology annotation, molecular function: protein binding; RNA binding. The record is from RefSeq and is a predicted model, not a curated record.
AGAGGGAUGGGAAAUCCGGCGUCUUCCGCGCGCGCCCGCGGCAGGGGAACGGAGGGGUGCCGGACGGGAAGCAGCUCUCCACUGCGUUGUUAGAAGCUGCGUGGCCCCAAAGGGGGAGGAGAGAGGGAAGGAGAAACAAACACCAAAUAGCUGAGGCUGCGCGCGGCUCUCGCUGCGUGCGUGCGUUCGCGCGUGCGCUCACUCGCGUGGGCUCAGUGCUGGCGCGUGAGGCGGAGGCGGGCGGCGGCGGCGGCGCCUGCGCAGUCGGGCUCGGUCGACGGUUCGGAGGGGAGGAGGCGGCGGGAGGCGGAGGAGGCGGCGGCGGCGAUGGAGGUGAAGCGGCUGAAAGUGACCGAGCUACGAUCGGAGCUGCAGCGGCGGGGCCUUGAUUCGCGCGGCCUCAAGGUGGAUCUGGCGCAGCGGCUGCAGGAGGCGCUGGACGCCGAGAUGCUCGAGGACGAGGCCGGCGGUGUCGGGCCCGGGCCCGGUGGGGCCUGCAAGGCGGAGCCUCGGCCUGUAGCCGCGCCGGGCGGAGGCCCGGGCGGGGACGAGGAGGAGGACGAAGAGGAGGAGGACGAGGACGAGGACGAGGAGGCGCUGCUUGAGGACGAGGACGAAGAGCCACCCCCUGCCAAGGGCUCGGUCCAGGCCGUGCAGCCGCCGCCGGAGCCCCCGGAGGCGGCAGCCAUAGAGGCUGCGGCCGAGCCUGAUGCUUCCGAGCAGCCAGCAGAGGCCACGGCCGGGUCAGGUGGGGUAAAUGGUGGCGAAGACCAAGGCACCGGCAAGGGGGAGGAAGACGAGCCCGAGGAGCGGAACGGGGACGAGACUCCGGGAUCCGAGGCGCCGGGUGACAAGGCCGCAGAGGAACAGGGAGAUGACCAAGAUAGUGAAAAGUCAAAACCAGCAGGCUCAGAUGGUGAGCGGCGGGGGGUAAAGAGACAGCGGGAUGAGAAGGAUGAACAUGGCCGAGCUUACUAUGAAUUCCGAGAGGAGGCUUACCACAGCCGCUCAAAGUCUCCACCACCCCCUGAAGAAGAGGCAAAAGAGGAGGAAGAGGAUCAAACUCUUGUGAACCUGGACACGUAUACCUCGGAUCUCCAUUUUCAAGUGAGCAAAGACCGCUAUGGAGGGCAGCCACUUUUCUCAGAGAAGUUCCCCACCCUUUGGUCUGGGGCAAGGAGUACUUAUGGAGUGACAAAAGGGAAAGUCUGCUUUGAGGCCAAGGUAACCCAGAAUCUCCCAAUGAAAGAAGGCUGCACAGAGGUUUCUCUCCUUCGAGUUGGGUGGUCUGUUGAUUUUUCCCAUCCACAGCUUGGUGAGGAUGAAUUCUCUUAUGGUUUCGAUGGACGAGGACUUAAGGCAGAGAAUGGACAGUUUGAGGAGUUUGGCCAGACUUUUGGGGAGAAUGAUGUCAUUGGCUGCUUUGCUAAUUUUGAGACCGAAGAAGUAGAACUCUCCUUCUCCAAGAAUGGAGAAGACCUUGGUGUGGCAUUCCGGAUCAACAAGGAAUCUCUGGCUGACCGGGCCCUCCUACCCCAUGUCCUCUGCAAAAAUUGUGUUGUAGAAUUAAACUUUGGUCAGAAGGAGGAGCCCUUCUUCCCACCAUCAGAAGAGUUUGUGUUCAUCCACGCUGUGCCUGUUGAGGAGCGGGUGCGCGCUGCAGUCCCUCCCAAGACCAUAGAUGAGUGUGAGGUGAUUCUGAUGGUAGGACUACCUGGAUCUGGAAAGACCCAGUGGGCACUAAAAUACACAAAAGAAAACCCUGAGAAAAGAUACAAUGUUCUGGGAGCUGAGACUGUGCUCAGUCAAAUGAGGAUGAAGGGCCCUGAAGAACCAGAGAUGGACCCCAAAAGUCGAGACCUUUUAGUUCAGCAAGCCUCCCAGUGCCUUAGUAAGCUGGUCCAGAUUGCUUCCCGGACAAAGAGGAACUUCAUUCUUGAUCAGUGUAAUGUGUACAACUCUGGCCAACGGCGGAAGCUAUUGCUGUUCAAGACCUUCUCUCGGAAAGUGGUGGUGGUUGUCCCUAACGAGGAGGAUUGGAAGAAAAGGCUGGAGUUGAGAAAGGAAGUGGAGGGAGAUGAUGUGCCUGAGUCGAUAAUGCUAGAGAUGAAAGCCAACUUCUCUCUGCCUGAAAAAUGUGACUAUGUGGAUGAGGUGACAUACGGAGAGCUGGAGAAGGACGAAGCUCAGCCCAUUGUCACAAAGUACAAGGAGGAGGCGAGGAAGCUGCUGCCCCCCUCCGAGAAGCGGACAAACCGCCGAAACAAUCGAAACAAGCGCAACCGGCAGAACCGAAGUCGAGGCCAAGGCUAUGUGGGCGGGCAGCGCCGAGGCUACGACAACCGGGCCUACGGGCAGCAGUACUGGGGGCAGUCUGGAAACAGAGGGGGUUACCGUAAUUUCUAUGAUCGAUACAGGGGGGACUAUGAUCGAUUCUACGGGCGAGAUUACGAGUACAACAGAUACAGAGACUAUUACAGACAAUACAAUCGGGACGGCAGCCCCACAAAUGACCCAGGCACAAAAUAUGAGCUGGCCUAGGCUCCAUGGAAGGAUGUGUCCCUGCAUUUAGGGCACCUGGAUGAUCCAUGAGUGGGCAGCCUGGGGUUCCCACUUCCGCUACAUUCACCCUUGGAAGGAAAUGUCUUCUGAAAGGCAUUCUGGGGCUCAGAAGCCUCCGCCAAGUUUCACAGUCCGAGAAAGAUCGCGAGACGUUACGCCUUGGUUUUGGCCCUGGCCAGGCGGCAUGCUGGGCCCCUGCAAGGGGUGGUAGGCACACGAGGGGUGGGGACAUUGCUUGUGACAGAUGUGGCCCAAUCCACCUGAGAGGGAAACGAAAGCAUAGCAAGCCCCAGUUUUACCAGGAAACUUGAACAAUUUCGGCUUUAUCCAGCUCCAGGGGAGACCAGCAUAUAGAGGCUACCAAGAACGGCGCCCCAAGGCGAACGGGGCUGGAAGAGGA